CAACUUUCUAAUUCCAAUAGAAACUUAUCCCGGAAAACGAAAUCACUCCCAACUUCCUAGAUCAAACACACGCUCACACUCACAGUCGGUGUGUUUUCAGGUGAUCAAGGAAGCAUGGGGUCAUGGAAUUCAACAGAAAUGGAGGUUUUAUCCAGUGUAUUGGGAUGGAUUGCAUUCUGUGCUUGGUCUAUCAGCUUCUAUCCACAAGUCAUAUUGAAUUUCAAAAGGAAAAGUGUGAUAGGUCUGAAUUUUGAUUUCGUGGUGCUGAAUCUGACUAAGCAUUCGUCUUAUCUGAUAUACAACGCCUCCGUCUUCUUUAGCUCAGCGGUUCAACGUCAGUAUCGCCAGAAAUAUGGGCUCGAUGAGAUGAUACCUGUAGCCGCAAAUGAUGUUGCUUUCUCCAUUCAUGCAGUUGUUCUAACUGCAUUUACCUUAUUCCAGAUAGGCAUCUAUGAUCGUGGAGGUCAGAAGGUCUCCAAGACUAGUAUUUUAAUACUCUCAGUAGCCUGGUUAACUGUUAUCAUCUGCGUGUUCAUAGCUAUACCUAGUCAUUCAUGGCUUUGGUUGGUGUCUUGCUUUAGCACAUUACAGGUUGUCAUGACAGUGAUCAAGUACAUACCCCAAGCAGUUAUGAACUUCCAAAGAAAGAGUACAGUUGGGUUUAGCAUUGGGAACAUUUUGCUUGAUCUGGUUGGAGGAUUAGCAAAUUAUGGGCAAAUGACUGUCCAAUCUAUAGAUCAACAUUCAUGGGUAAACUUUUAUGGGAAUAUAGGCAAGACAUUGCUUUCUUUGGUGUCUAUUUUCUUUGACAUCGUGUUUAUCUUGCAACAUUAUGUGAUUUACCCUGCCCACAAGAUUGUGAAAUCUGAAAGUCCAGGCAUGGAUAAUGUAUAA
Messenger RNA from Lactuca virosa, 894 nucleotides. Lineage: Eukaryota; Viridiplantae; Streptophyta; Magnoliopsida; Asterales; Asteraceae. The record is from the annotation of a GenBank genome assembly.